This is a messenger RNA of Nylanderia fulva, 1763 nucleotides long. RefSeq names its product protein roadkill-like. The record is from RefSeq and is a predicted model, not a curated record. Gene Ontology annotation, molecular function: protein binding. Lineage: Eukaryota; Metazoa; Arthropoda; Insecta; Hymenoptera; Formicidae.
UGACGCUGUCGAAUCGAAACAGUCACAGUUUAGCACUCGUUUCGAGAAGAUACAUAUAAAUUUGCUCUACUAUUAGAAAUCGUAUAUCGGACAUCGAAGACAUUUAUAUAAAGUUGGCAUCACUAAGAAUUCAAUUACAACUACAAUUAUUACUAUUUUAUUUGAUGCAUCCUUGCAAUUGGUGAUCAAAUACGUGCUGCUAAAAUAGUGUGUGAAAAGAUAUAUACACAGAAUUAAUAAUGUCUUCAAUCAAGAAAAACUUAGAAGAAACGUCUUCAGAAAAUUCAGAGAAUGAUAUGAAAGUACUUUUUAAUUGUCAUUGUCGUACAACAUUGAAUUACUAUAUAUUUGAAUAUACAUGGAACAUUGCUGACUUUUGGACAAUAUUCAAAUUUUUAUCAAAUUUAACAACUCCUGACACUGGAAAUCUACCUUUUAAGAUUAGAGCGUAUUUUGAUAAGAAAAAUGAUACAGUGCGCUUUUUCAGUUGUAGUAUUGGACAAAUAAAAUUUUAUGUUAACUUUUAUAUUCAUAUACAAACUAUUAAAGGACCAAAAAUGGCUGUAAGCAAGGAAAAUGUUUAUUUAAAUAACGAUAAGUUCAUAUAUGGUAUAGAUCUAGCAUGCAUUCGUGAUGAGAUUACAAUAUACAUACCUAAUAACACCCUUGCAGUAUACUUUAAAUUCGAAAUACCCGAAAGUGUAUCACACAAAACUAUAUAUGAAACUAUGUUAGAAUCACAUACGUCUAUGUUAAAUACGUUUGUUCUAAAUGAGUCAGAUUCAUUCGUUACAUUUGUAGUAGAAGAGAAACAUAUUUCUAUAAACAAAAGUUUACUAUGUUCAAAAAGUAAUGUCUUCGAAGUUAUGAUUAACAAUGCUGAAAGACAAGUGAAAGAAAAUGAGAAUCUUACAAUAGAAUUAUGCGAUAUUACGUACGAUGUUUUGAAACAUUUAUUGCUUUAUAUAAAAACUGGUAAUCUAGAUAAUCUUAAUGAUCUUAAGGAAAAUGUAGAUUAUAAUAUAGAUACAGUAACGGAUAUAGUAUACAGCCUUAUUGUAGCAGGUAAUAACUAUAAUAUAAAAGAUCUCAUAUUAUCAUGUGAAAAACUUUUAAUACGAAAUACAUCCGAAAACAAUGUUGUAAAACAUUUGCAUAUUGCGCAUGUAAACAACGCAAAGUUACUUGAGAACUAUGCCAUAAGGUUUAUUAAAUUAUAUGAAAAUAGUAUUGUAAAAAAAUCAUGUUUUAAAAUUUUAAUGGAUAAGUAUCCUAAUUUGUUAAUAAAUAUUCAAGAAGUAAAAUUAAAUACCGUAACAAUUCCCAUUGAAUAAUAAAUACAAAUUUUCAAUUUAUUUAGAUCAAAUUGCAAUUAGAUUAUUUCUAAUAAAAUAAGUAGGUAUAUUGUUGGGACUUUUAAUCCUCAAAAGAAACUUUUGGUAUCGGCUGAAAGUCUUAACAAUAUACUUUAUUUUGAUUCCAAUAAAAUUUUUCUAGCAUGUUAUAUAUUGUAGUUAUAAUAUAAAGUUCGUGAAAAAAACCCUUUUUGCAACUUUAAUUAAAAAUUUCUCUAAAUUGUGAUAUGAUAGAAUAAUUUAGAAACCAGAUUUGUAUUUAGCAUCCAAAAAACUAUAAGAAAUGACUAGUCUUGUUCCGGUUAAUUUUUUUUUGUUGAACAGUGUAAUAGAUGAUUUAAUGUGCGUGUAUCUUGUAUAAGCGUUAUUAAUUUUUUUUAUAGAAAUGAAAAAUUAUGUAUAAUAUUA